GGAACAAAACCCCUCUCUCUCUCUUCAGCCAAAGUAAACGUCGACACAGCCCUAGCGUCGGAGAAAGCUCGUCGCCACCGCGUUCUCCGAUCGCCUCCGGCCGCCGUUGCUUCUCCUCCGGUCGCCGCCCCCGACGCCGAUCCCGAUCUGUUCCUCCCAUCGCGGUCCUCGCUGAUAUUUGACGUGCUUCCUCGGUACACACAAGAUGUACUUCCGGUCAUCAUACAAAAAUGCAGGAGUUGAGCUUGUUUUUAUUAGUGUAUCCAAAUGGACUGCAAGAAGUUCAUUCAGUUGGUUGAGGAGAAGAAGAAGAGAGCUCUGGAGAAGAAGGAAGCGCCUUUGAAAUGGGAACAGAAGCUUGAAGCUGCUGCUAAGGCGAAGGCUGAUGCCGAAGCUAAACAGAGGAAGUUGAAGGCUGCAAAACACAGGAGGAGAUCUGGAUCAUCCUCUGACAGUGGUAGUGACAGUGAUUCCGAUGCUAAGGAGCACAAAAAGAGGAGACGAUCUCACAAGAAACAUAGGAAGGGUGCUCACUCUGGAUCCAGUGAUGAUGAGAAGAGGAAGGAGAAGAAGUCAAGGCGCAAACAAAGGAGAGGAUCUUCGGGUACUAGUGAUGAUAGCAGUGAUGAGUAUGAUAGUGAGUUUGAAGAAGAGAGGAGAAAGAAGCGAAGUCAUAAGAGGCGCAGGCAUAAUGACUCGAGGCCAGAUUCUACUGCUGACUCUUCAAGUGAAGACAGUGAUGAUGAGAGGAUUCGGAGGAGAAGACGUGCAAGGCAUCAUAGACACAAUAGGAGGGUGAAAUCAAGUGGUCCAGAUGAUUCAAGCGAUGAGGAGGAAGCUGCUGUUAGGAAGAGGAGUCAUACAAAGCAUCACAAGAGGCAGCAGUACUCGGAGUCCAGUGAUUCAGGUUCUUCAAGUGAAGUUGAAGAUGGUGAAAUAAGAAGGAAGAAGCAUUCAAAGCACCAUAAGCAUCACAAACGAUCGCGCAGCCAGGACUUGGACCUAUCAGAUUCUGAUGAGAAUGGACACGAUCAAAGGAGUCGAUCUUUGGGCAAGUCAUCGGAUGACAACCAUGACGAAGCUAGCAAUGUUUCGAAGAACAAGAAGCAUGAGCAGCAUCACAAGCAUGGUCAGCAUCACAAACAGCGGCAUAAUCAUGGGAGCGGCAGUACUCUCGAGUCUCAGGCUCCUGGAGAACCUAAUGGGGAAUUGAUGGACAAACCAACUGCAGCAGAUGAUGUUUGUCAUGAUGCCUGAGUAUCAAAACACUGGGCUUCUUAGUUGCUUGAUCUCGUGAGUGCGUGUGCACGCUAAUAACUUAACUGAUUGGUUUACUCAAUGUGCUCGGAAUCUGUGAUUUCAUGAAACGUUCCAGGUUCAGCUUUACCUUUUGUUCUAUUUCGUGGUUUAAGAUUCCUGUGGCGACCUUUGAUUCCUCAGUCCUUGUAUGCAACUUCAGCGUUCUUAUUGUGAUA
Eucalyptus grandis is the source of this 1475-nucleotide messenger RNA. RefSeq lists its product as uncharacterized. The coding region runs from base 268 to 1257 and encodes 329 amino acids. The transcript has 3 exons. The record is from RefSeq and is a predicted model, not a curated record. NCBI's taxonomy places the organism in Eukaryota, Viridiplantae, Streptophyta, Magnoliopsida, Myrtales, Myrtaceae.